Molecule: messenger RNA, 1658 nt
Organism: Halteromyces radiatus
Lineage: Eukaryota; Fungi; Mucoromycota; Mucoromycetes; Mucorales; Cunninghamellaceae
Exons: 2
Coding region: 29-1459 (476 amino acids)
Source: RefSeq, a predicted model, not a curated record
AUUACAAGAUACAAUCCCUCUUUCUCGUAUGUAUCAGCGUCCUCAUCAUACAUCCUUGAAAAACAUCAACAACAAUGCUACGCAAUCACCCAUGGUCACAACAACAACAUUUUCACAAUUACCAUCCUCAGCCAUGCACAACCAACCUCCAUCACCAGUAGGAGCAGCAGUAACUACAAAAUCAACAUCUGUCUACGAAAAAAAAUAUCAACAUCCAUCACUCUCCGCGGAAAAAGUAGAAUGCAUUGAUGCUUGGCGUCAGUCUCUUAGUGAACUUAUGGCCUCCGAUCCUCAGUUACGACUUUCUUCUCCGCCACCGAUUGAAUCUAUUCCUGAUGAUGAUCAAAUCAGUGUGAUAAGCGAUAUGACCAGUAUUAGUCAUCGACAGCCUCAUUUACGACGACGUAUAUCGAUUGCAUCUUCUAGUAGCAAACGAUCCAUUCGUUCCAAUAAAGUCAAACCGCGUGAUCAACAAAAAGUCAGUCCUCAGUUAAAGAAGAAACGAUCAAACGAUGUGAAGAAUUGGAUUGAACCCAGAAAAAUGGAUUCCCACGGCAACAUUAUCGGUUCAUCACCUAUUGGACUUCCUCCUAUCGAUACUUAUCAAGUGGCUUAUUUUCAAGAUUGUAAAACUACGGCAAGAUCUUCAUCAUCGGGCUCUUUACAUUUGGACCAUGACGAUACUCAACAAAAAGAAGUACAAAAUAAAAAUACAACAACCGUGAUGUUGGAUCGACAUGCAAAAUACCACAACUCCACUCGUGCCAAACAAAUACAAAUUGUUGACGUCCAGCACUCACCCAUAACGCCACAACAACAGUCUAUUGAUAUCACAACAACAUCAUCAUCUUGUCGACCUCGCUCUAAUUCGUCUGCCCAGCAAAGUAAAUUCGUCUCACCCUCCGACAACUUUCCUCCAACGCGCCGAUCUUUGGAUAAUAAUAAUAAUAAUAGCAAUACAGAUUCAACCAUUCGUUCACCACCAACAUCAAUGCUUGCUGAAUCACCAUUGUAUUCAUUGGCUCAUGUUGACAGUAAAAAUCAAGAUGAAGAGGAGAUUAGUUUGGCCGAUCUCCAGCGUUCACUAAAACGGGCAAGUUUACAACAUCAUCAACAAAGAACAGUCUCUUCAUCCUCCUUACCAGCAUCUACUCAAAACCAACAAUACAAUCAUCGUCAUUCAUACACCCAUCAUCAUCCUCAACACCAACCGUAUCACUCUUCAGUGUCAGUAGCAGCACCUGCCGUCCCUCCAGUGCCAUAUAAUAACCAUCUAGGUAUGAUAUCUCGUGCUUCCAUACUUUCUGGUACCACACCACAAUAUGCUGAGCCAGAAUUGGAUCAACAAGAAGAAAAAUGGAAAAAGCAACAACGAUCUAGGUCAUGGAUGCCUUCAUGUGAACAACAGAAAAUCAUUCAGCAACGUCGAUCCUUUCAAUUAGAUACUACUCAUUGGUGAUCUCUUUACUUUAUUUUAUUAUUAUUUAUUCUUAUUAUUAUUUAUUAUCCAUGUACUUCCCCAGAUUUAUUUUUUUAUUUUUUUUUUAUUUUAUUUUUAUUUUUUUGUUUUCUAUACACUCCCUUUUUAUGAUUUUUCCUUCUUAUCAUUAAUCUAUACCCUUGUCAGUUUAUUUCAUCCAUUGUUGAUGAGUCCAUAC